UGAAAACCGGUGGGAAAAGAAAUGGGCGGGAUUGGGGAAAUUUUUUCCCACCGGUUCCUAAUAGACCGGUGCGAAAUCAUAUUUUUCGCACCGGUUCAAACCGGUGCGAAUUACGAAAUACAAAAAAAAAACCGGGCUGCUUUUCUUCUUCUUUCUUUCUUUCUUUCUUUCCAUGUUCUGUACUUUUAAUUUCCCUCUCGUUUUCGCCUUCGUUCUCUAUCCAGAAUCCCGAAUUGCCCUAGCUUUCUCACUCCAUUGAAGCAGCACCUCCGCCUCCAUUGAAUCGUGCUCUAUAUUCUCCAUUGAAGCCGAAUCUGAGCUUUCUCACCUCCAUUGAAGCUGCUCUUGGUUUGCUUCGAUUUCGCUUCCUUUUGGUUUUGAUUUUGUUUUUUUUAGCUGUUCUUGAUUUUAAUCUUCUUUGCGAUUGAUGAAUUGUUGGUUGAUUUUGUUGUUGUUGUUUUAGGGUUGUCGAAUCUGGUUGUGUUAUUCAUGUGUUAUUGGAUUGAUUUUUAAUGGAUUUGCUCAUGAAUUUGUUCUAUGUUUGAGUGAUUUUUGCCAAUUGAGGUUAAUUGGAAGAAAUUAAGGGUUUUCUAAUUUCUCGAGGCUGUUAAUUGGAAGAAAUUAAGGGUUUUCCAAUUAAGGGUUAAUUGGAAGAAUGUCAUGCAAUUCAAUUUCGUCAGGUUUCUUUCAAUUUAUGUACAUACAUUAUUGUUGUUAAUAUAUAAUUCGUGAACUCUUGUUAUUGUAUAUGUUGAAAAUUUUGAAAUUUAUUUUAUUCCAUUGAGUUAAAUUUAUCUGUAUUAAGUAGAAUAUGAUGGCAUUGAGUUAGAUUUAAAAUUUAUUUUGCGGAACUAAGUUAAAUUCUUGCUAUAGUGAAUAGAAUAUUGGUGUUUUCUGUAUUGGUUGAUUUUUUUUUUCUAGGUCAAUUUGAUUCUUUAGAAGUGGGAAAUUGGUGUACAACUUAUGGUAUGAAAACGCAAAAAGAUUGAUUACUAAUAGUCAUUUCAAUUGAAGAUACUUAUUUUUCGGUGUUUAGAGAGACAUAAAAAGCAAUGAUAUAAAUCGAAAUGAUGACCGGAUUACGGAAUGCACAUUGUGGAUUUGUGGUACAAUCGUAUAAGUGUUGUGAUAUGUUUUGUUGAUGAUGUUAUCAGGGAGAUGAUUUGUGUGUUAGCUGCUACUACAUUGACAGUGAGCUCAAUGCUUAUGCCAUAUCUUCUGCUCAGCUCUAUUCAAACACCCCUUCGGAUUUUGAUUUUAAGCUUGAAAGCCUUGCUCAAGGUUUUCGCUGCUUGUCAGAUUUUGUGGAACACCUUGCUGCUUCAGUUGAUAUUGUGUUUCCUGUCAUCCAUGGUCCUUUUGGUGAAGAUGGUACUCUUCAGGUUCAUGCUUUUCGGGAUAUCAAUCCACAAGCUCCUAUACACAUUUUGAUCAUUCCCAAAGUUAAGGAUGGUUUAACCAGACUAGCUAAGGUACUUAUGGUAGCAUAGUUUUGCAUUUCUGAGAUGUUGUGUUCAUAUCCUUGCUUUUCUGGGUGUUUACAUGAAUGCUUCAUUUCAAUUAACUGAAAGUUCUUUUGGCCAGUUAGUUUCUGUUUUUAGUGUGUCCCAACAGCUUUGACAUUUUAUUUUGCUUGUGAUGUCCUUGGGAUUUAAGGGCUUGGGAGUUGGGACUUGAUGCUUCCUUUUGAUUAAAGGAUUUGAUAUUGGGGUUCCAUGUGUUUAUGGCUAAUUAUAUGCAUUUAUUUUUCCAGAUUUAGUUAUCCCUGGAUCAUUUUGGCAUUAGUUAUAGUCAGGCCAAUUUUGUUGCAAAACUCUGAAUAGAAGUUAAGUUGUAUUGUGCACAAAAGUUGAAUCAAGUGUUAUAAGCUCAUCCUCAAGAUUUUGAACUAGGAAUUAAGUGUAAGUGUUCUAUAGAACUACUAAUAUAUCAGAGUAAUCGCAUAGAUCUGAAUACUGCGCUUUUAAAAAGGAUCAUUUAAGAUGCAUGAGUUUUUUUUUCUUUUCAUUUCUUCAUCAAUUAGUUAGAGAGUUUAUUAAUAAUGCCAAACUGAAAAUGCUUAAUACAGACCUCCAGAACAACAGAACUAAAAGCUUGCAGGCAGACAAAACCUGCUAAGCAAUCACCACCUUACAUCACUAUCACUUCUCUAAGCUCAUUUGAGCAUCUACAAGAAACUUUCAACAAAAUUUCAUUCACAAUAACAUCAAAAGUUAUAGCAUUUACCAUGAAAUUUGCGGUAUUAUUAUGAAGACAUAACUGCUAUAUUGACUCAGUAUAUCAUGUAAUAUACAGCUUUGAUUGCGAGCUUUUCUUCCAGUUCAAUAUUACUGCUGUCUUCAACUCAGCAUCAAAACCAGUAAAAUAAUCCCAAGAGCCAACACUUUUAAAGGACAGGUACUUGAUUCUUUCAGGAUGAUGUGCAGGUUCACCUUUUUUCUAACACACCCCAGGAUCUCUUUUCUUGCUUUAAAUUGUUGGCAUUACAAGUAGUAGGAUCCUGUGACCACUAUUCUGUCUGGCAUGUAUGCUCAGCUCUAGUGUUGAUGGCUGCUCCUAUUAAGGGUAACAUGUCAGCUCUAAUUUCUGUAUCUUGUUAGAAUUGUUAUACACUAAUAGCAUCAAUGUAUGGGAUUAUUCAGGAUU
Molecule: messenger RNA, 2646 nt
Organism: Chenopodium quinoa (quinoa)
Lineage: Eukaryota; Viridiplantae; Streptophyta; Magnoliopsida; Caryophyllales; Amaranthaceae
Exons: 4
Coding region: 1087-1431 (114 amino acids)
Source: RefSeq, a predicted model, not a curated record